GUAUCAUACGCUCUUGCAUGUCGUUGUAGACUGAACGUUGAAACUCUUUGCUAUCAUACACGACGGAAAGGUCUCGUAGAGGAACUGCGAAGGACAUCUAUGUACCCGUAAAGGGGUCCCUCUCAGUGAGUAGCGGCUACGUUAGGUCGACGUCACAGCUGGUGCAGAAAGUGAAAUCCCACCCCCUUCUUCCUGUUAGCAACUACCUCAUCCCAGGUGCUUCCAGCUGUAGUACAAUACAUAGUGAACUAGAGGUACAUUAGAGGGGAAUAUGAGUGUGCCCAGUUCUGUCGAAAGCUCCAUCUUAUCUGACAAGGCCAUUGACAAAGGAAUCCAAUUGCCAGAAAAUAUUGACCACCAUACUCGAGCCAUCACCACGCUUCCACGAGAAAUGAACAGGGUGCUUCCGCCAGAAAUUCUCGAACAGAUUUUCCUAGUACUUCGAGCAGGCUGCCGUUCUUACCGUUGGAUGCGUGUCACCCACGUAUGUCAUUACUGGCGGGAAGUAGCCCUUCAGAGUGCCAGGCUCUGGAGCUAUAUUAACUUGCCCUGUCAUAAUGUGGCGCAUGCUGAGGAGCUGCUCAGGCGAUCAAAGGAAACUGCGCUAUCUGUAGUGGGCGAUAUCACUCACACAGUCCCAGGACAACCGGCCCAUAUAACUGUAUCAAGUGGCCGUUCGUCGCCUUACACAAUAUUUGAGGUGAUAUUUAGGGCAUUCGCUCGCAUGGUUACCAUCGAGUUAUCUGGACCUCCUUCCGAUUUCGACUUUUCUCUCGUCGUGACAAAGUUGAAGGAGGGCAGCUCGAAAUUGCGAUUCGUUACACUUGAACACUCCAAUUCGGAAUUCGGGAGUAUGAGUUUAGAUCCCUUUCCCAAUUGUGUCCGCUUUCCUCAACUUGAGGUUCUGAAGCUGACAGGAUUUGACGUCAGCCUUGUCUUGCCACUAUUUCCCAACACACCAAAUCUGCGGGUCCUUCAAAUCCCCCGGUUUGAGGACUGUGGUUCGAUGGUUUCCCUUCUUGAUAUGCUUCGACACCUACCUCACCUUCAAUCUCUCUCGCUCGUUUACGAGAAGAAGCAUAACGAUGACCAUGCAUCGGGAUUGCCAACCACUUCGUCCGAAGUGUCAUUACCACAACUCAAAAUCCUAGAUAUUGAGUUAGCCAGUGCCUGCGCAAUUUAUCUCUUUACCCGGCUCCUGUUCCCUUCCCAUUGCCAAGUGAAAGUCUCAAUGGAUUCUUCACUCUUUGCGCCGUCCCCAGACCGUCUCCUUGAUGUCGCAUCCUCGAUUGUCGCGUGUGUGAUGGGGCCCAGGAUUAUUGGCGACCCCAUUCCCCUUGUGUCUGCAUAUAUUAGUCCUGAUAGCUUAAGGCAAGUACGCCUUCUGGCCUGGACUGAAGGUAUUGAGUUGGAUGACAUCGAAGCAUUUGGUCGCACAAAAACCAUUUCCAAGAUCCGCUGCUCUCCCAAGCUGGAUGUAACAGCGAUAUCAUCGCAGAGCGUUGAAAUACUCAUUGCACUUUUCCGGGCAAUGAUGCUAUCGGACAUCGAGGAGUUGUUUAUCACUUGGCUGGAUUUCAUAGAAAGCAGAGUCUGGCUUUGCAUAAUGGAAGGCCUACCAAACCUGAAGAGGUUGGUCAUUGUUUACACGAGGACUGGUAUACUUCCCGAUAUCCUCGGCUCGAUUACGGAAUCGGGGAUUCUACUCCCCGCAUUACAAUCUGUGCAUCUCCAUCGUGGGACCUUCUGGAACCCCGAGGCCAAUAUAGAACCGACUCUUACGAGAGAAGCACUGGGGGAAUCGUUGCUGAAGCGCAAGCAGCAUGGCGCAAUGCUUAAACGUCUGCGAGUUACUAUGGCUGCAUACCUUGCUGAACCCAAGGAAUGGAACGAGCUUGUUGAAGAGCUGGAGUACACCACUCGAGACGUCCAACUGCGAUAUCUAGGCAGACGAAGAAGCUGAGGAAGACAAACUCGAACUUGAGAUCGGUCGCGCGGUUCACUCUAUCAAGUCCUUAUUGGUGGCGGCGGCGGCGCUAUGCAAAACUCACGCUAACUUCUUUUUCUGCAUUUUGAGAUAGAACGACAUGCAUCUUGGUUCUACAUUCGAACACCUUACGCCACCGAGAACAGAGGAUAACGGAGCUACCGGGGAAACGGGCGGGGAACCAUCAAUAGAAUGGCGAGCAACAAGAGACGGAAGGGACAGAGGUAGAAGAAAUGGUGGAUGAUAUGGAGAGGCUGCGGCUUAUGGACGGCCGGCUAGCUAGACUCACAGGGAUGACGGGGUGUGUAGGGCACGGCCCAAGAAGCAUUCAAGUACCAGUGGCCUCUCUUGAUCAUCUGAAACUCUACGAAAUAUUUGACUCUAUGCACUAUCGCCUUUCCAGCCUCUGUUUUCUCCCAAUUCCACCAUAAAACUCACGUUGGUUAACCGAUCGCUCACUCACAGUAGCAUGAUGCUCAUCUGAAUAACAAUUGGAAGUUUCAGAUCUCGUCUACGCGCAUACCUUUUGCUAAUCCUUUUCUUCAGAUGCUGCUUCACAUUGGAUCUCAUCCUUAGCAUGUACAUGUACAGUAUUCCGUAGUGUAGAAGUCCUCCGUUUCAAAACAUCAUUGAUCGGUACAUGUUGAGCGCUCGUCCGUCACUCUCUUUGACCGCCGUACUCGAGCUUGUCCAAAUAAUAUCCCCAAUCAAAUACUUACUUAGUUUAUAAAACAAGUCGUGUCCCUAUC
This is a messenger RNA of Somion occarium, 2736 nucleotides long. Lineage: Eukaryota; Fungi; Basidiomycota; Agaricomycetes; Polyporales; Cerrenaceae. The record is from the annotation of a GenBank genome assembly.